AUGUAUAGACGACUCUUUUAUAGUGUUGGAAAUUCAGGGUCUGUUAAAACAAGGUGGAAUGCAUCUUAUAAUUCAUGGGUUAGAUUGUUGAAGUUGCGAAAGUCAAUUGAAUGGUUGGCAAAUACUUUACCUUAUGAACCUGGAAAAGAUUCUAAAUCUGAUGCUCGUAGGCUUAAAUAUUUAUUAUUGAAGAAUUAUGAAUGGGAAUUGCUAGAAAAAAUUUUGUCACUUCUUAAACCUUUUGAAGAGGCAACAACUUUUUUUUCUGUAAAGUUUGCAUGUGGAGAAGAGCAGGAUGGUAAAGAAUUUGAUAUAAGUGUACCAAAUCUUAACAAUGUUGCAUUAAAUUUUCAGCGAAAAAUUUAUAAUUCUUUAUUUGAUUAUUGGGAUAAAACUUCAGAUCUUGGUUUACUGGCAACUAUAUUGGAUCCUCUAAAUGAAAAUUCUUCAAAUUUGUCAGAAACAUCAAGAUAUUCAUCUAAUUUUUUUGAAUCAAUUUUUGAUAAUGAAGAACAUGAUGAGAUAUCUGAAGUCGAUAAAUAUUUGGAUCUUCAAAGAAUGUCAGAAGCACCUCUAGAUUUGGGAACAUUUUUGGAUGCCUUUCAACUCAAAAUAUCACAGGGAAAACAAAAAUUUACUCACUUUCUAAGUUGGUAG
Entrophospora sp. SA101 is the source of this 657-nucleotide messenger RNA. Lineage: Eukaryota; Fungi; Glomeromycota; Glomeromycetes; Entrophosporales; Entrophosporaceae. The record is from the annotation of a GenBank genome assembly.